Messenger RNA from Branchiostoma floridae (Florida lancelet), 1857 nucleotides. RefSeq names its product monocarboxylate transporter 13-like. Bases 335 to 1837 code for a protein of 500 amino acids. Gene Ontology annotation, molecular function: monocarboxylic acid transmembrane transporter activity. NCBI's taxonomy places the organism in Eukaryota, Metazoa, Chordata, Leptocardii, Amphioxiformes, Branchiostomatidae. The record is from RefSeq and is a predicted model, not a curated record. Gene Ontology annotation, biological process: monocarboxylic acid transport; transmembrane transport. The transcript is spliced from 4 exons.
GACGUGCAUCACGGACGCCUGGCAUUUGUGUCGUUUGAUGGAUGUACACACGUCAUAUGUAUCUAGUGACCUCUGUAAUGCGACUGUCCCACGUUCUAGGGAGGUAUCCUCGGGGGCUUUCUUUUAAAAAAACUUCGCAUGAACGGACAUUGCAAAGACCAUACAACUAUGGGAUUCUUGCCAUUUUCUUUUUAAAUUUGCUUUGGGACAGACGUGGACAAUGUGGCACUGCCCUCAAAUUAGUAACUUGUUUUAACAAUUUAAUUCUAAACAUUCUGGCUAUUCACACACAGCACUGUACUACCAUCCUCGCACCCUAAAAGCGUCGACGAAAAUGAACCCUUUCAAAUUCGAUUGUCUUCGCAUAUUUUGCUUUCGUUCUGCAGAAUUUUGGAAAGACAGACGGAUGCAGUCUGCGGGGAAACCGCCAGAUGGCGGUUGGGGAUGGAUGGUGGUGUUUGGUACGUUCCUCGUACACGUCAUGGCUAUAGGAUCGUACAGGUCCCUCGGGGUGUUCUACGUGGAGUUCCGAGAGGUUUUCCACGAAAGCGCGGGAAACACGUCCUUCAUCAGUUCUGUCUUCAUAGCUACCAUACUGAUGUGCUCCCCUAUCGCCAGUGCCCUAAGCAACCUGACCAGCUGCCGUACCGUCGUCAUCGCAGGGGGCGUCAUUUCUGCCGUGGGACUCGGCGUCAGCUACUUCGCACGAAACAUCGUACACCUGAUCAUCACCGUUGGACUGAUAACAGGAUUUGGAAAUUCUUUGAUGUACUCACCAAGUCUGGCGAUGGUCGGAAAAUACUUCGACAAGCGGCACGCCACAGCCAAUGGGAUAGCGAUCAGCGGGACCGGAGUCAGCAUGUUCGUCCUCUCGCCGCUCUUCCAGUUCCUUAUUGACGAGUACAGCUGGAAUGGCGCCCUCCUGAUUUUCGCUGCCAUUACCCUAAACGGCUGCGUCUGUGGCGCCUUGCUUAGACCAACACAUUUUAAAGGCGCAGGUGAAGCCGUAGAAGCUGAAAAUGAAAACGAGGAGGUCACCGUUUCAUCGAAAACGUGCAAAACCAUUAUUCCAUUCUGUCAAAACGUUUUGGAAACGUUUGACGUGACUUUAUUGAAAAGCCGAUCUUUUCUUGUCUACAGUCUGUCCUUGUUCGGAUUAACGUUAGGAAAUGCUAUGAUUUUCGUACACCUUGUAGCGCACGCUCAAGCUUUGGGAGUAGAGAAAACGCAAGCCGCAUUCCUCCCGUCCAUUCUGGGUAUCGUCGAAGCCGUCGCAAGACCAAUAAACGGUUGGCUGUCAGACAGGCUACCCGUCAGAAAACUGUACUUUUACAUGGUGGGUUGUGUCGGGUUGGGAAUAUGCAAUAUCGCCAUACCACACUCGCAGACAUACGCGGCCCUCGUGGCGUGCAUGGUGUUCUAUGGGAUUUCUUCUGGCAUCUUCUACCCGCUGAUCGCGGUCCUUGUACGGAAAUAUAGCGGCGUUUCCAGGAUUUCCGGCGGACUGGGGUGGGCGUUCGUCUUCCAGGGUGCCGCAUAUCUUCUUGGACAACCCAUAGCAGGCUGGCUGUAUGACGCCACUGGAAACUACGACAUGUCCUUCUAUGCAGCUGCGACCUUCAUCUUCGUCUCCGUGGUCGUUCUCCUCCUCCUCGUCCCGAAGAAAGGGAAGAGCUGGGCGCUGGAGUCCGGCAAGCCUGCCCCUGACGUCCCACAUGACGAGUGUGACGGGGUGGUGGGACUUCAAGUCAGGCAACUACCUGACGUUACUGUCACUACAGAAGAGCAAAAUAAGACCGCUCACGAAUCCAAUUGCGCAUGCACAAGUCAAAGGUAAAGUCCAUUGACCUGUAAACA